AUGCAAGCCCACGUCCAAAUGAAUGCCGCCAGCCCACUUCAUCCCCCAGAAAUCAGGUGCUCACCGGAUAGCAUGUAGGUCGCUCUUCUUAUUCUACUCAAUUGCACUCUACAAUCACCAAAUCUCAGAAUUGGAAGCUAACAUACUGGACACACAGGCAUAGCACUAUACCGCGCGCUCCUGAACCAAUGUUCUCGAAUCCCUCUCCCACCCGAGUACUUUGCUCGCGGGCCUAUAAAUCCAAUUAAGCAUUUGAUCCGCAAGAAGUUCAAACAAAAUCAGGAUGUUACUAGCCACCAACGUAUUGUGAAGAUACUUAAGACUGGUUAUGCCGUAUGUUUCUCCAUCUUCACAGACGCAGAUGUGGAAAAAUUCUGGGAAUAGGAGACUGAUUGAUACACAGUACGAAGCCCUCCUUCGAUCAACCGCAAACGAUGACCCUACCUCAAAAUCCCAACUCUUCUCCCUCCUCACAACCAUCCAAAACGAAGCACAAAUAGCCUCCGUCACAAUCCCCAAUCCUCCAAAGAAGCCACUUGCUCGUCCCGCACGCCCUGUCGCGAUACCAGGCGCCCCAAAAGUUCUCGACAUCCGACCUCUCCCCCUCUCCGAAAUCAAAGGAGGAAUCCGGCACGCCCCAACAAUAACCUUCCCAUCCAAUGGCCUCUUCGCCACGCUAAAAUUCAAGAAAGAAGUACCAAGUUACGUAGCGCGAGUAAUUCGCCAGAAAGACGAGAGGAGGAUAAAAUUGAUUGAUCGUCUCCAGCUGUUGGAUGUGCUGCUGAUGGAGGUGGAGUAUGAAGAGGAGUGGGAGGAGUUGGUUAUGGACGUUGCGGAGGAGGAAGGCAAGGUUAGGGCUACGGAAACAGAAGUUUGGGGGUUUUGGAGGAAUGAAUUGGGUGCUGCUCUUGCGGAUACGAAGACCAUAUUGUCCCGGUUCAUUAGGGCUGCGAAUAGGGAUGGGAAGAGGAUGAUGGAGAUAGUGGAGCAGGAGAGGGAGUUGGCGCUGAAGGAGAGAAAGGAGAGGAAGCAUAUGAAAAAUGAGAAUAGGUGGGCGGCGAAGAAGGAAAUGUGGGCCAGGGGUGUAGAGAAGGGGCAAGAAACAAUGUCAGAUACAAAGGAGGAGGAGAGGAAGAAACCAAAGUCAGAUACAGAGAUAGGGGAGGAGCCGCGGUGGACUAUGAAAAAGAGACCAUAG
Hymenoscyphus albidus is the source of this 1198-nucleotide messenger RNA. NCBI's taxonomy places the organism in Eukaryota, Fungi, Ascomycota, Leotiomycetes, Helotiales, Helotiaceae. The record is from the annotation of a GenBank genome assembly.